CUGUCCCUCACGUGUCUCACCGGUCCCACCUGUGCGCAGGUAAGCUGCAGGCGCUGGACGUGCUGCUGCGGCGGCUGCGGGCGGGCGGGCACCGCGUGCUGAUCUUCACGCAGAUGACGCGCAUGCUCGACGUGCUGGAGCGCUUCCUCACCUUCCACGGGCACAUCUACCUGCGCCUGGACGGCUCCACCCGCGUCGAGCAGAGACAGGCGCUGAUGGAGCGCUUCAACGCCGACAAGCGAAUCUUCUGCUUCAUCCUGUCGACGCGCUCGGGCGGCGUCGGCGUCAACCUGGCCGGGGCCGACACCGUGGUGUUCUACGACUCGGACUGGAACCCCACCAUGGACGCGCAGGCCCAGGACAGGUGUCACCGCAUCGGCCAGACCCGCGACGUCCACAUCUACAGGCUGAUCAGCGAGCGCACGGUUGAGGAGAACAUCCUCAAGAAGGCGAACCAGAAGCGGCUGCUGGGGGACAUGGCCAUCGAGGGCGGCAACUUCACCACGGCCUACUUCAAACAGGUGAGCGCCGCAG
Molecule: messenger RNA, 534 nt
Organism: Onychostruthus taczanowskii (white-rumped snowfinch)
Lineage: Eukaryota; Metazoa; Chordata; Aves; Passeriformes; Passeridae
Product: helicase SRCAP-like
Exons: 3
Cellular component (GO): Swr1 complex
Molecular function (GO): histone binding; ATP hydrolysis activity
Source: RefSeq, a predicted model, not a curated record